UUUCCCUUUAUUUCUAUGGUAACGGGACCUUGUUUUAAAAUUUGGAUAACUGUUUCGUCUAUAUUAUAUAAAAGAAAUAAUUAACUGCUGGUCAAACUAGUAAUUUAGGUUUAGACGUACUCCUUAAUACGGCUGAAAUUACCGAACCGAACAAGCUACUGUAAUACGUGUUCAAAUACAUUCGACAUAAUUAAAACAUAAAUAUUUUUGAACGAUUGGUAAUGAUUUGCAUUACGACAAAUAAAACUGAUAUUUUUAUAAGCAUAUACUUUUGUGGAUUCUGUCAAAUUAAUUUCGAUAACAAAAUGUUAUGUAUACAUUAUAUCUUUUGACGUAAUAUGCCUUGUACGUAAAGAAAUAUGUCAUAUUGGUAAAUAACUACUAUAUUGUAUUGGUACAAUUCGUUUCAAAGGGGUGGCACAGUUACAGGCUUUUAAUAUCACCGAACGUAAUUGGAAUGAAACUUGGUGUCUGGUAUUUUUUAUCGGGAGCUGUAUAAAUCCCUGGCGAGACCAGUGGCACGGGUGGCGAGCUCCACAGAACAGCUGCACUGUUGUCCCCUCCCAGCAACCACUGCGGUUUCUUGUUGUCACGGCUUGGCCGAUUUUGGGGGAGGCCCAUAGGACCUAGAUAAUACAUUAUACACAGUGGGGGGAAAAUAAUAAACUUGGAUUCCGAUACUCCAUGGAGCCUGAAGGAAUUGACUCAAUGCAAUCUUCAGGAGACCCUUUGUCACAGGCACUUCCUUUGAAUGACGAACAGAUGCUUAACUCUGCAGGCGGAUAUACAUGGGAGGUGACAGAUAUGACUCGUCUACACCGCUUUCUGUGCUUUGGAUCAGAGGGAGGUACAUACUACAUUAAGGAGCAGCAGCUCAGCUUGGAGAAUGCAUUAGCCUUAAUACGACUUAUAGAGGAGGGCAGAGGUUGUGAGGUGGUUCAAGAAAUAAAGACAUUCAGUCAGGAAGGAAGAGCUGCCAAGCCAAACCCUGCUCUUUUUGCCCUUGCUGUUUGCUCACAGCACUCAGAUGUAAAGACCAAGCAAGCAGCCUUCAAGGCUGUGAAAGAGGUAUGCCGCAUUCCAACGCACCUAUUUUCUUUCAUCCAGUUCAAAAAGGACCUCAAAGAAGGCAUGAAGUGUGGUAUGUGGGGCCGUGCCCUAAGGAAGGCAGUGGCUGACUGGUAUAAUGAAAAAGAUGCCAUGUGUUUGGCACUGGCAGUGACAAAAUAUAAACAAAGGAAUGGAUGGUCACACAAAGAUCUACUCCGACUGUCGCACAUGAAGCCUGCAAAUGAAGGAAUUGCUGUGAUCACCAAAUACAUCACUAAAGGAUGGAAGGAUGUUCAGGAUUCAUACAGAGACAAAGAAAAUUCAGAUGAUAUUACAAAGGUCCUAAAAUAUUUUGAAGCUGUAGAAAAAGUAAAACACACUGACGAUGUUUUGGAAGUAAUUCAUCUGAUAGAGGAACACAGACUAGUGAGAGAGCAAUUACUCACUAACCACCUAAAAUCUAAAGAGGUGUGGCAAACAUUGCUGAAGGAAAUGCCUCUUGCUGCCAUGCUGCGUAAUUUAGGAAAGAUGACUGCAGAUGAAGUUCUGGAGUUGGGCAGUUCAGAAGUAACUUUGGUUUGUGAAAGACUUCAAAAUGAAUCUGUUCUGAAGCAGGCUCAAAUUCAUCCUUUCAACGUCUUAGUUGCUUUAGAGACAUAUAAUAAAGGCUGUGGGAAUCGAGGAAAACUAAAAUGGGAACCAAAUAAGGACAUCCUUCAGGCCUUAGACAGUGCGUUCUACAAAAGCUUCAAGAAUGUUGAGGCCACAGGAAAACAUUUUGUUUUGGGUGUAGAUGUUAGCGCUUCAAUGAGCAGUACUGUUUUAGGGAGUUCUGUCAGUGCUGCUACUGCUGCUGCAGCUAUGAGUAUGGUUGUUGCACAGACAGAAGUUGACUGUCAGAUUGUGGCUUUUUCUGACAAAUCCAUGGUUCCUUGUCCAAACAUUGCAGAAAUGACCCUUGCACAAGUAAUGGAAGAAUUCAAAAAGAUUCCUAUGGGGAGCACUGAUUGCUCUCUUCCAAUUCUUUGGGCCAUGGAGACCAAUACUGCAGCUGAUGUCUUUAUCAUUUUCACUGAUAACGAGACCUGGUUUGGGGACAUUCAUCCAGCAGAGGCACUAAGGAAGCAUCGAAAUAAAAUGGGUGUCUUUUCCAAAUUAAUUGUCUGUGGGAUGACAUCAAAUGGCUUUACUGUUGCAGACCCUGAUGACAGAGGCAUGCUGGAUAUCUGUGGCUUUGACUCUGGAGCUUUAGAAGUCAUCCGAAAUUUUGUUUUGGACCUGAUCUGAAAGAAUGAAAUACAGGUGAAAUACAGAAGGAUAAAGCAAUUCACGUAGAUGAAAAACUGUAACAGAAAAGCAUAAAGGCCUUUUUUAAAUUACUGUUAAGAAAACUGACAUGCCCAUAAGAAAAAUUUAAUUUUUAAAAUAACACAAAAAUAUCCACACAGACCUAAUAAAUUAAUUGUGAAUCUGUUUUGCCUGGACUGUGUAACAGUUAUGCAAGGGUUACUUUAGAGUUGUGUGGACAUUUGUUAAUUGUCCAGCAGGCUGGAAAAAAAUCUAAAAUGGAAUCUACAACAGUGUUAAAAACUAAACUUAUACGUUUAUCUUAUUAUAAUCACAUUCUCUUGUGAAGAUGCCCUUCUCCAACAUUAUGUACACAAUAUAGCAUACGGUUAAGUGUCUCUCUGUAAGCUUUUUUCAUAUUUUUUUUUUUCAUUACCAGCAGAAUAUCAUAUGGUACUUUGGUACAGUUAUUGUCAAGUAGCAAUAGGUUGUUAAAUCAUGAAAUAACAAAUCAUGUCAAAUCAUGAAAUAGUUCAACAACAAAAAAAGUAUAUUUAGUUAAAAGUACCCAAGUAUGCCGUCUGACAACUAACACUAGUACACAUUGUGCUUUGCUGGUAUGCCAGAUAUAGUAGAAAUUGUGAAACAAAACAUUUCAUAGUUUGAGAAGCACAUAUGUGGUUGAUGACUUUAGUGGGUUUGUAGAAAUUAAAAAAAAUAACAGAGGUUGCUUUUUAUAGUUUGUCUUCUUGUUGUUUUUUGUAGUACUGUUCAUGUCAUAAAGACUUAUGGUUCUCCAGAAAUACAAACUAUAUAUUUUCUGUAGAAAAUGUUUGAUGUAGCUUAUUAGGUGUAUUCAUUGUGCUAUUAAAAGAAAAAUCAAGAUUAUGGAGAUCACAAGAAUACGUAGAUUUUCAAAACUUUUAAUUCUACGUAAAAUAUUGCAUUCCUAAUAAUACAACAAAGUAGUAUUUAUUAUGAAUUAUCAAUCCUCUUUUACUUGCGUACUAAACUUGUUUCAUUAAUGUUCAUAAAGGAUAAUGCAACCCCCUGUUACUGUCUGCUAAGUUUGAGGCUGCUAGGAAGUGAUACUAUAGAGGACUAUAAAAUAAAGGCACAAAAUAGAAAUGUAGUAAAAUUAAUAUACAAAGGACCUUAUUCUUUAGUUUUUUUUUUUCAAUUUUUAUAUGUAACACAUUUGUUGAAUGUACCAUAUUACACUUUUAUAGCACUAAGUAACAUUCAUUUUUUUUAUUGUACACUAAUACCAGAGUUUGGAAUAAAUAGUCCUGUUUUUAAAACAUAAAGUAAUACUGUAAUUUGAAAUCUGACCUUGUUCUGAAAUGUCUGACCAUUCAACUGUGAAUUAAGGGCCCUUCCACAAUUUUGUUUCCUGAAACUGAAGCAAUUUUGAGUGAAAGUUUCUUAUUUUGAUUAUGUAGAAAAAACAUAAAAUAUUUAAAACUGUAUUUGAUUCAUCCAAAUAUUUAGUUCUGGAUUACAUCAAAAUUUAAGGUCUGGAAUUUGGAAUUGACAGUUGGAUCAGAAUUAUAAUCUGGGGCAUGUUACCAUUUAUUGUUUUGGAUCCAAAACCGAGCUAUUCAAAUUCAGAUUGGAGUCUAAAGCAAUGCUGUUGAAAGAGCUCUUAAACAGUUCAUCAGCACAUUUAUAUUUAAAAUUAGAUCUUGUUUUGAAGUGGUAUGUUUAAUAUUUCACUCUUCAGAACAAUAUUCCAUACUGAAGAGAUAGUAUCCUGUAGAUAGCAGAUCUAAUAACUAUAAGCACUUUUUCCAGAAAUAUAAAUGUGUUAGACACACAUUAAGUCUUGUGAGUGGAUUGCUUGCAUGAGUGUUGAUACAUCCUUUUGCAUAACAUUCCUUUUUAGGUGACGAGGUAACUUUCAAAUAUUUACAAUAUUUAAAUUGUAUGGAGACAUUUUUGUGUGUAAUAAAAUAUGAUCAUAUUUAACAUA
Messenger RNA from Lepisosteus oculatus (spotted gar), 4309 nucleotides. It is a transcript of the gene ro60, whose product is annotated as Ro60, Y RNA binding protein. Gene Ontology annotation, cellular component: ribonucleoprotein complex. Lineage: Eukaryota; Metazoa; Chordata; Actinopteri; Semionotiformes; Lepisosteidae. Gene Ontology annotation, molecular function: RNA binding. The record is from RefSeq and is a predicted model, not a curated record.